GUAUAGGUUCAAUCCCAGAAUCAUUUUCUGUGUGGAAAGAAAAGAUGGAGCAUUCAAGCUAGGUGAAAUCCCCAGCAAUAAAUGCAAUCAAACGUAUUGGCACUGCCAAAUAAAAAUUAUUAUAAUCACAUCACAAGGAAUAGAUGUGCACCACACUGUGCAUUUAAGAAAGCCAAAGUUGUCACAUGCAUGCCCCAAGCCAUACUGGAACUAGGUUCAUUAAAGACUGGUAUUGGCUGUGUGGACACACUGUUUACACAUCUCUCCCCAUAUACUGGAGUGGAAGAUGUCCGUUGGUAAGCUUGGAAGAGCACUCCAUGAUUAUCCAACCACAAAGCCAUAACAAUAUGACAAAACAAAGGAAAAAACUGCUUCAUCUCCAGCCGCAGUUCUGUUAGCAUCUAGGCAGAAAAACCCAGUGCCAAAAGAAACAUUGGACUGGUACCAAAAGGUUCUUUGAAGGCAUAUUUCCAGCAAUAGGCGUCAACAGCCUGCAAAUAGAAGUUACAAGAUAUGAACUGAUUAUGUUUAUUAACACCACCAAAGACACUCUAACGGCUAUCAAAGAGGAACUGAGAGGACUCCGCCUAACUACUCUGCAAAACAGACUGGUUCUGGAUCAACUUACUGCGGUGAGAGGAGGAGUGUGUGUUAUAGUAGGAACAUCUUGCUGCACAUUCAUCCCUGACAACAAUGUUAAUGGACAUUUGAUUGAUGAAGGUUUAAAGUAUAUGACCAGAAUUGCUCAAGAAUUACAGGAAAGGGAAGUAAAAUUGAUAGAAAACGGGCUCUUAGCCCCCUCUCUCCCUGCAUUUACUCGUUAACCUUGGGGAGCAAGAGAAAGAUGGAGAUGGGUAAAAGAGUUUGUUAUUGUUUCAGAACAUCUGUUUUUAUUAUCUGGAUAUGUAUAUAUGAUUCUUGAAAACCAGCCCACAUAGGAGAUCUGGAUUUGUCCAGCUAAGGAAAUCUGCUUCCAGGACAUCUGAACAAUAUAAAGUAUUGUUUUUGUCUUCAGUAUUGUAUUAGAUUCCUAUAUGAUGUAAUGUAUAUUCUUAUUGUACAAUCACCACACCACCCCUUGACAAUGUAUAAAAGCUUGUGUAUUCUAUUUUAAGAAAUGGGCUAAGUUGAUCCCUGAAAAUAAGCAUUGAGGAAAAAAUGUAACAUUCUUCCCUCAGCUUGAAAGUCAUUCCUGAAAGGACUGAGCAUGUUCUGGUGGCACUGGAGAAUAGAGUAAUAAUCUAACAGUUUUAUAAUUCCUGAGUCUGAUGUGUUUUAUCUCCAUCAGAUUCCCAUCAGCUCACUCUGGAUCCAAACACAGUGAAUGAAAGCCUCCAACUGUCCGAUAGAAACAGAGUUAUUACUGACUCAGAGCAGCUAUAUCCUGAUCAUCCAGACAGAUUCAAUGGAUAUUGUUAAGUGUUGUGUAGAGGGAGUGUGUGUGGAUGCUGUUACUGGAGUGGGAAUAAUGUGUCUAUAUCAGUUUCAUAUAAGAGCAUCAGCGGGAAGGGAGGAGGUUAUGAGUAUAUGUUUGGAUGUAAUGAUCAGUCCUGGAGUUUGACCUGCUCCCCUUCCAGUUACUCAUUCAUUCACAAUAUCACAGAAGAUCAGUGUGUCAGUGUGGAUCUGUGCUUUUCUCAAGCUUUGUUUGUGUUGAUGGAAAUCACAGUCAUUCAGUUGUUAUUGUAGUGUUGUAACAUGUAUGUUCUGUUUUGGUUCUGUUCCUUUUCUGUUUGCCUGUGCUCUUUGUCAUUGUUAAGUUUCCUAACGAGUGCCAGUUUGUUUCCAUGUUUACUGAUUUGUUUCACCUGCAUUUCAUUUGUUUCCUCUUUGUAUUUUUAGUCCUUUUUUUUUAUUAUUAUUUUUCUUGUGUUGCCUAUGCUGCCAUGUGUUUUCUAGUGAUCAUCUUUGUUGUGAAUUCUUUGUUUUUUCCUAUUAUUAAAAUGCUGCAAUUAGAUCCUUGCCUGACCACACUGUGACAGAUCACAAGACAUUCUAAAUAUGGAUCUAGCAGCAAGAAGAAGCCCUGAGGACCAGCUACUGUCUCUGUAUUAGGGGGACAUUCGCAGGAGAAUUAUGUGGAUGACUCCCUUGAACUGUGCCACCAAGUUUGCUGGAAUGAGGCCACAUUAGCCCAUUGCGCACUGGGUAGUUCGAGGAACUUAGUUAUAGAAACUAGCCACCAGGGUGGUUCCCCGAGAACUAAAUGUUCCCCUAGGGCCAUUUUCCUUGUUGCAUUCGCACCGCAAGUAGGAACUCUGAAGUGACAUAAGCCAUGCUUGUUAUUGUGACUUUUUUUUGUCUCUAGCUGAGCAGAAAUGAGACUAUCAUCCUCCAAAAAAUGACCCUAUAGGUCAUUUUUUCAAGCACCUUAUUAUGAUCUAUAUUUACAUUUUAAAGUCAUGUGCCCUCUAGCUGGUGUAAAAAUAAAGAUAGUGUUGUGUUACAUCUGUCAUCAUGAAAUGAUGUAUGACUGUCGUUACCAAUCAAAAUGCGUGUUCAUUUAAAUGCAAUGUGUGGACUUUUUACACGGUCCCUUACCCGCCAUUUGUCUUAUUGCCAUUUAGCAAAACUCUUUUUUUUUUUAUUAACGACUACACCUACCCCAACCCUUAGUGAUUUAUAGUGCAUAUACACAUUAUGAGCACAUGCGUUCCCUGGGAUCGAACCCAUGAUCGCAUGAUCACAUGAUUGCAUAUUGUUAUAUAUUGCAAUGCUCUACCAAUUGAGCUACGCAAAACCCUAAAUAUGACGCAGAUCAAAUGGUACAAUGCAUUAAAAUGAAAGUGUCCUGUUGUUGAUAGGGCGCAACUUUAGUAAAUGCUCCUAAGGGUCGUAUUUCAGGGAAGUACCAAACGACCUAUAUGGCCGUAUUGGUUGGAGGACAUGUUGGCAGAAAUACAUAAUCACGUUUCGCUUGGUCCCCUCAAAGAUGUGUUGGAUUUUCUCCUUAGCGUAAAGGUUGAGAUUUCCAUCUAUCACAGUUUUCCAUGUUUGUAGAGUUAGUUUGUGGAAUAAAUAUAAAGGCUAUAAUCUGUGUGUGUACACAGCUUUUUUAAAAAUGGCGGUUGCUGGUGUUUCACGUGCAUUCAGCCAAUCAGCGUACACUUACGUCACUGGUAGUUCCUAUAAUGGGGAGUAGGAGCUAAUUUAGUUCCCCCAAAAAGCAUUCCUAGAACUAAAAUCAUUCCCAGUUCCUGCGGUGAAAGCACACCAAAAAGCAGGUACUUGGCAAUAAGUUAUAGGAACUAUAAAAAGGUUCCUCUGGUGCGAAAGCCCCUAUUGCCUGCGGGAAAUUGCAGGAGCUCUUUGCUUUAAUACACCGAAUAUGCACUGUGGAUGACUGGAUCUCCCCUUACAGUCAAGGAGGUUGAGGAGAAUGCUCACUCCACAAACGGCAUGCCCAUUACAGGUACAGCCGUCCAUAAUCCUCCACACCACACCCCGUGCCCAGCCAACUGGCCACACUGCCCAGCAAGGACUUCAUGCCUGAGCCCACCGCAGACACCGAGACCGAGUCCACCUCAGAGAAAGCACCAGAGCCGACGGCUAUGCCACACUUCACCCAGGAGCCUGAGCCCAAUGGACAGUCUGACCUGGUAUGUGAGGCGGCUACAUCAUCCGUUCCUGUGGAGUUGCUUGUGGAGUUCAAGGGCAUGGAGGGUAGCCCCACCCACACCCCUGUGCUGUGGAUGAGUUGUGCCUAGCUUCUGGAAAUUUUAUAGAGGAACUGGAGGAGGUUAUUUCACCCAUUUUUCCCAUCCGCGCUAGUCUUGUCCAGCUCAAAGUCUCCUGUAUCUCCAGAGUUCCCACCCAGACUCCCUCUUCCAAAGUCAGCCAGUUCCUCAGCCCUGCCUCCACUGGUUCCCUUCAGCCUCUCACCCCUACUCUGACACCUCUGCAUGAUGUCGAUUUACCUCAGGUGUUCAGUUCUCCAGCUCUGCCCAGUAAAGAGAAUUCCUCAGCUCCGCCUCCAGCCGCUGAUCCCGUCACUCCACCUCAUCCUGUCGACCUAUUGGCUCUGCCUUGGCUUCUCCCUCAGCUCCACCAGAUACCAUCAUCCUAACAGCCUUGUCCCUCCAGCUCCACCUUGAUCAGACAUCUACCUGCCUGCACCACUGACUUACGAACCGUACAGUGCCCUCCGUCUCUCCACCCCUUUGGCUCUGUCUGGCUUUGUCUUCCCUCCAGCUUCGCCUUGGUCCUUAGGCACCCUGGCUCCACCUCUGAUGCUUGUUGCUGUGGCUUCAUCUCAGCCUCCAGGACCCAUCGAUGUUGCCUGGUCCCAUUUGAUCCAUCGGUGUCGCCCGGUCCCUCGGCCUCCAGGACCCAUCGGUGUCGCCUGGUCACAAAUGCAUGCAUUUUGUGGAGGAACAUUGUUUUGUUUGUGCUUUGGCUCUGCGUGACUGAGUGGAUGAAUAUGUUUAUCCUACUGCUCAUAAAACGUUCACUACUAAGCUUAAGAUACAACAGACGGAAAGGACCUCAAGCUGACUAGCUGAAGACGUUACUGUAGCUUUACCCACUAAUAAACACUGUACUUCCUUGAAAAUAAGUUCCAGCACAGCGCUACAACAACCAUAAUAAAAUGACCCUUUACAAUAGAUAACGCUUUACAGUGAACUGUUAGAGAGCUAAAUAUGGAAAUUUAACUGUUCAAUAAAAUGCUUUACUCACCUGUUGAGCAAUAAAAACGCCAUCAUCUCCGCAUUUUUUACAACAUUUCAAAUCCCUCAGUUCUCACCAUUUCCUGAAAGAAAGAAUCCCAUCGAUAAUGACCUCUGUCAGUACUUCUUACUACAUGUAAAAGAAACCUACUGUACCUAAAAAAAACUUUGUCUUCUAUUGUAUUUGUUCUAUUUUUUGUCCUUUGCUUUUUUUGUUCUUAUUUUUAAAAAUAAAAUAAAAUAAAAUAAUAUAGCAAAAAUAACUAUGUUGUGAUAUAGUUACUUACUGUAAAAUACAUUUUCUUGAAUAACUGAAAGAAUCUUGAGAGAUUUUGGUCAUAUCACCCACUCCAAAGUGGCACAUAAUAUGAACUCUUCUUUAUGAUGUCAUAAACUCUUUUCAGUAUGUGUUUGCAAACCACAUUUGUUACUAUUUGCAUUUUAAUAAUAUAAUAUCUGGUAUAAAUGGUUUCUGCACCCAAACAUGUACACUUCCAUGCCCGUUUGUGACAGCAACGUGUGAACGGGGCUUUUAUUUUGGUCUGGCGAUGUGACGUCAUAAAGCAGCGCCGCACUUCUGCGUCUGUUGUAUUUAACCUAUGUGUUUAACCUGAAGAAAGAGUCCAAACACACAGAAAAACUCCUGGAGAAGAACUGAGUUCCAUGUAACGUACGUUAAGAUGGCGUUGAUUAAAGAGGAGAGUGAAGAUGUGAGGAUUGAAGCAGCAUUCAGAGUGAAACAUGAAGAGACUGAGGAACAAACAGACCUGAUGGCACUGAAAGAGGAGAGUCAAGAACUGAAUGAAAUGAAAGAUCAGUAUGAGGAACAUCAUGAUUUCAUUACUGGAGAAAAAUCAUUUAGUUGCUUACAGACUGAAAAGACUUCACGAGAAAGAGCUCAAAUGGCCACAAAUAUAAGUUAUUUCACCUGCCAACAGUGUGGAAAAAGGUUCAACAGAAAAGCAAACCUUAAUUCUCACAUGAGAAUCCACACUGGAGAGAGGCCUUACACAUGCCCUCAAUGUGGAAUGAGUUUCACUCAAAAAGUGAUCCUUAACAGGCACAUCCGAAUUCACUCCGGAGAGAAACCUUUCACCUGCAAACUGUGUGGAAGCAGAUUCAUUCGAAAAGGAUGCCUUAAAAGCCACAUGAGAAUUCACUCCGGAGAGAAGCCUUUCGUCUGCAAACUCUGUGGAAAUAGUUUCAUUCGGAAAGGAAGCCUCGAAAGCCACAUGAGAAUUCAUACUGGAGAGAAGCCUUACACUUGCCCUCAGUGUGGAAGGAGUUUUACACACAAACCAACUUUUAUUGCCCACAUGAGAAUUCACACUGGAGAAAAGCCGUACAUAUGCCCUCAGUGUGCCAAGAGCUUCACUGAAAAGGGAAACCUUAAGAAACACAUGAGAGUUCACACUGGAGAGAAGCCGUUCACCUGUCAGCACUGCGGAAGUUGUUUCACUCAUAAAGGAAACCUUAAAAAACACGAGAACAUCCACACUGGAGAGAAGCCGUUUACAUGUGCUCAGUGUGGAAAGAGUUUCGGACAUAAAGCAACCCUUAAUUCCCACAUGAAGGUUCACAUUUAAAUGUUGUGACCAAUGUAAUAAAUAUAUAUUUUGUCAUCGUUCAUGCAGAUACACAUGAAAAGUCAUGCUUAUGUGAGAAUUUUAGCACUUUAUGUGGAAAGUAUAAAAUUGCACCAUAAAUUAUUUGUGAAAUUAGGGUUGUUUAUGCCUCAACUGAAUUUGGGCUAAAUCUGAUUCUCUGCCUUCAUGAUCACUUCUUUCAGUCUCUCUUGCCACAGUUUCAAAAAUUGAGUGGUUGCGGUAGACGCCCUCUAAUUCUGAUUGUAUGAAGGAGGGUGUCGGAGAUCCGCCUGCAGGAAACACAUGGAGUUCUCUAUUUUACUAUAUUUGUCAGAAGAGACUUCAUAUAGUUCUGCUCUGAGGUGGAACAUGCAACAGUCACAACCAGAGUUAUAUCUAAGAUUAAAGGGGUCAUGAUUUGAGAAAUCAACUUUUCCUUGAGCUUUUGAUAUAUAAGAGGUCAUAUAAGAAUAUCCUGUAAGAUUCAGAACUGAAAACUUCCUUGUUAGUCCAAUAAAAGCUUUUAUUGACACCAGACCCAGAGAACGACUGAUCCUGUCAUAGAUCGGUGAAACCCCGCCU
Molecule: messenger RNA, 6835 nt
Organism: Megalobrama amblycephala (Wuchang bream)
Lineage: Eukaryota; Metazoa; Chordata; Actinopteri; Cypriniformes; Xenocyprididae
Product: gastrula zinc finger protein XlCGF8.2DB-like
Exons: 3
Coding region: 5348-6253 (301 amino acids)
Biological process (GO): regulation of transcription by RNA polymerase II
Cellular component (GO): nucleus
Molecular function (GO): RNA polymerase II cis-regulatory region sequence-specific DNA binding; DNA-binding transcription factor activity, RNA polymerase II-specific
Source: RefSeq, a predicted model, not a curated record